Molecule: messenger RNA, 1354 nt
Organism: Magnolia sinica
Lineage: Eukaryota; Viridiplantae; Streptophyta; Magnoliopsida; Magnoliales; Magnoliaceae
Product: ribosome production factor 2 homolog
Exons: 6
Coding region: 134-1081 (315 amino acids)
Biological process (GO): ribosomal large subunit assembly; maturation of LSU-rRNA from tricistronic rRNA transcript (SSU-rRNA, 5.8S rRNA, LSU-rRNA)
Cellular component (GO): nucleolus
Molecular function (GO): rRNA binding
Source: RefSeq, a predicted model, not a curated record
AACCCUAACCCCUGAAAACCGUCUCCUUUUCUCCCUUUGUGCUGUCUCCAACCUCGUCCGUACAUCGACAGAUUCUGGGGCGGAGGAAAAGAAGAGGAAGAAGAAGAAGACUGCUCGAGUUGCAGAUAGAUCCAUGUUGAAAGUGAAAACCCCCAAGAAUGCACGUGCUGCACGUGAGCUUGAGAAGCGCGCUCCUAAGCUGGUUGAGAAUGGUAAAAAGACGCUGAUACUUCAAGGCACAAAAACUAGCAAUGUAUUGAAUUCCGUAUUGACGGAGAUUUUUCAUUUGAAGAAGGGCAGUGCUAUUAAAUAUAGUAGGAAGAAUGACAACAUACGGCCGUUUGAGAACGGCGGGGAGACUUCUCUGGAGUUCUUUUCUCUCAAGACCGAUUGCAGUCUUUUUGUGUUUGGUUCUCAUUCGAAGAAACGGCCAAACAAUCUAAUUAUGGGACGGACUUACGAUCACCACAUUUACGAUCUUGUUGAGGUUGGUGUGGAGAACUUCAAAGCCAUGGAGUCAUUUUCAUACGAUAAGAAAUUAGCUCCACGAGUUGGGUCAAAACCCUUCAUUGCUUUCAUUGGAGAUGGUUUUGAGAAUGUAGUGGAGCUGAAACAUUUGAAGGAAGUUCUGCUCGAUCUGUUCCGGGGAGAGGUUGUAGAAACUCUCAAUCUUGCUGGGGUUGACCGGGCUUAUGUAUUUACAGCCGUGUCUCCGAACACAGUAUUUUUCACACACUGUGCCCUGCGGCUUAAAAGGUCAGGCACAGUUGUCCCUAGGAUGGAACUUGUAGAAGUGGGACCCUCCAUGGACUUUGUAGUCCGGCGGCAUCGUCUUCCCAAUGAAGGCGUCAAGAAGCAAGCUAUGAAAACUGCGUCAGAUCAGCCUAAGAAGAAGAUGAAAAAUGUUAGCCGCGAUGUGCUACAAGGGAAAAUUGGGAAGAUAUACAUUCCUGAUCAACAGGUUGGAGACAUGGCGCUAUCUAACGAUGCGAAGGGUCUAAAGAGGGAACGGCGGGAAGCUAAGACGAACAAGGAGGCAAAAGCGCACAAAUCAAAGAAGCAAAAGGCAGAUCCCAAAUAAUCUUCUAUUUUCAUCUUCUAAAGGUACCAUUCUGCCACGAAUCUGUACCUUGUCCCUUUCCCCCUCUGUUAUAGGUAGGGGUGUACACAGUCUUUGUUCUUUCAUUUUGGAGAUGGCUGGAAAGAGCAAAAUCUCAUGUUAAUGGGAUUGCAUGUAUUUCUCAUGAACAUCGGUAAAGUUGUGUCGAGUCUAUUUGAUGGUGGGGAUUUUGCCAAGUUCCUUUUGUAUUGUGCCAGUUCUUUAAAAUUGGGCGCGAUCUUGAUCUUUUGUCAA